AUGAUCCCAUUCGCAUCGGCGUGUCUGGUGACCGCAUUCGACUGUAACAUUGGUUACAAUUACACUUUGGAGAACCACUUUGACGUUACUACCAUGGAUGAAGAGCUAGCAUCAUUUAAGCCCCCGGACAAUCUUUACGAUGCCGUGGCUCGUGCCUGGGAUUCACGUAAUUGCCCACAUACUCAGGAUUUUUGUCAGAAACGACCUCGUUACCUCGCUGACCUUGGCUAUCGCCUUCGUCGUUCGUCUUACGAAGAGAGACGUGGUGCUGUGUCUGUAAGACCAAGUGAAGUUAACUCCCUGCGCUCCUACCCCCUGUCUCUGGACUGUGAGGAUUUUCCAGCGCCACAAUCACCGUCUAUAUCCUUGUAUAGCCAUGUCGGUAAUAGCACAGCUUCCGACGGACCAAUUGUUACCCAGUGCGACGAUCAUCCAUCUGAUGCCGACGACGAGAUGGAUGACUGUGGUUACUCAACAGAUGGUACAAUGUCAUGGCAGCCGCAUGGCGUCACACAGGAUUCACCAACGCAUUCGGCUUCGGCUUCUCUUAGUUCCGUGUCAUGGUCCGACGGUUCAGAGGAUGGCUAUGCCUCUUCUAUCCCCGACGUAGAAAGCGAUGACGGUUAUGAUAAUAUCAACAGUCCCCCUCCAUGUACUCCAACUUCUUCGAAUGUCAGGGUUUUGGGCACCCGGACUGUGAUUACAAAAAAAAGACGGAAUGCAUCAGCUCCGCCCGGGGGUAGCACCAAAAGGCGAAAAUACCUCAGAGACGAGCAGAAAGCUACAACUCGCAAGCCAUAUUUCUCGUCCGGUACUUUCACGCCCACUUAUGGAACCGAUGAUUCUGAAUAUGAGCCAUUGGCAUCUGUCAAAGGAAGGAGUCCCGAUGGACCCAAACAGACAUUAUUUCCCUGCUUACUUGACGGCUGCAGGCAGGUCUGUUACAGUGCUACCGACCUUGCACGUCACCGGCAGUGUCUUAGACAUCGUGCUCCUGAAUAUUCAUGCUUGGGUUGCCGACACCCGUUCACUCGCCCUGAUGCUUUGAAGAGGCAUCUGAAUGGAAAGCCUGCCUGCAAACAGGCGCAUCGAGCGGCUCUGGUUGCUAGCAAGGCAUAG
Molecule: messenger RNA, 1119 nt
Organism: Suillus subalutaceus
Lineage: Eukaryota; Fungi; Basidiomycota; Agaricomycetes; Boletales; Suillaceae
Exons: 3
Coding region: 1-1119 (372 amino acids)
Source: RefSeq, a predicted model, not a curated record